Messenger RNA from Toxorhynchites rutilus septentrionalis, 738 nucleotides. RefSeq lists its product as uncharacterized. The transcript has 4 exons. NCBI's taxonomy places the organism in Eukaryota, Metazoa, Arthropoda, Insecta, Diptera, Culicidae. The record is from RefSeq and is a predicted model, not a curated record. Bases 1 to 738 code for a protein of 245 amino acids.
AUGAAGUCGUUUGGAUUUGCUGUGAUUCUAUCGCUGAAUGUGGCCCUGGGAUUCGCUAAGAUUGCUCCAGUGCUUAAGGUUUGCAGUCGGAGCGACCCGGCAUUGGCGCAAUGUAUCGCCGAUGCAAUGCACAAAAUCCGGCCCAACAUCGCUUCCGGUAAUUUUGGUGAUAACCGAACAACUCUCCCGUUGGAUCCGCUGCAUGUCGGCCGAGUCGAUAUUGACCGUGGGUCAAGCUUCAGAGCUAAUUUGAGAAAUAUUAACAUCAACGGUGUCAGUGGUUUUGUGAUUCGUAAAAUCCAGGACGAUGUGCCGAAAAAAAUGUUCAGUAUCGACGCAAUAAUACCAUCAAUAUUAGUGAGAGGUAAAUAUGAUCUGAACAUGUAUAUCCUGCUUCUGAGAAUUGUCGGGAAUGGACCUUUUAAUUUGACAUUAGAUGAUACCUUGAUGAAUCUGAAGGUGAAAUACUUCCUACAGCCGAAGGAUGGAAGAAAUUUCUUGAAAUUCCAUCCGGUUGGUUUGAAUCUCAAGUUUAACCAAGCACGCUUUUAUCUGAAUAACUUGUUCAACGGAGAUCUUGGUCUGGAGCGAAUCGGGAACCAGGCCAUUAACGCAAACCCUCACCUUUUGUUGGACCAGGUGAAGCCGGCGCUGAUGGAUAAGUUAGUUCUGUCAUUGACGGAGAUUUCCAACGCAGUCGUUGCGGGAGGCGAGGAGGACGAAAUACUUCCGCCGUAA